AUGCAGCAUUCAAUCUUAUACUCUGUAGUAGCUUUUAUGCUACUUGUGACUGAGUUGCAAAGCUAUGCUGGAGCUCAUGGCAUUGGGGCAAAUUAUGGUAGACAAGGUGACAACCUUCCAACUCCGGACAAAGUAAUCCAGCUAUGUAAAUCCAGGAACAUUCAAAGAAUUCGUAUUUUCGAUCCACAACAAGAUGUUCUGCAGGCACUGCAAGGGUCAGGAAUACAAGUCAUCAUAGGUACACUGAACAUAGAUGUCCCAACCCUAGCCAAUGAUCCAGCAUUUGCUACCACUUGGCUCCAAACCAACAUCAUUCCAUUCGCUUCAUCUGUCAAUUUUCGAUGCAUAUCCGUUGGAAAUGAAAUGGUUCCAAGCCAAAAUGCUAGCAGCAUACUCCCUGCCAUGCAAAAUCUGAGAACUGCACUAAUUGCGGCCAACCUCAAUAUCCCCAUAUCAACAGUAGUGUUCCAAAAUGUACUGGCAUCACCAUUUCCACCAUCUGCAGGAACAUGGCAUCCUGAUGCAGCCUCAAUUAUGGUUCCUCUGGUACAAUAUAUGCAAGCCAAUGGCUACCCCCUUCUUUACAAUGCCUAUCCAUAUUUCGCCUACCGCGACAACCCGAAUGACAUUAGGCUAGACUAUGCAUUGAUGAGUACCUCAGAGGUUAUUGUAACGGAUGGGGCUCUAGGGUACACAAAUUUGCUUGAUGCUUCCCUAGAUGCUCUCUAUUGGGCACUUGAGAAGGUAGGGGCACCAAAUGUUGAGAUUGUUGUGGCUGAAACAGGGUGGCCAUCAGAAGGAGAAGGACAUGAUCCAGCAACUAUUGAUAAUGCCAGAAUAUAUAACAGCAAUUUGAUCAAGCAUGGGCAAUUUGGAACACCAAAGAGACCAGGAAAGGGAUUGGAGGCAUACAUAUUUGCUUUGUUCAAUGAAGAUCUCAAGCCUAAGGGGUCUGAAGCUCAUUGGGGAUUGUUUUAUCCAGACAUGAGUGAAGUUUACCAUGUUGAUUUCUAA
Messenger RNA from Prunus persica (peach), 1014 nucleotides. RefSeq names its product putative glucan endo-1,3-beta-glucosidase GVI. The transcript is spliced from 2 exons. Gene Ontology annotation, cellular component: plasma membrane. Gene Ontology annotation, biological process: carbohydrate metabolic process. Bases 1 to 1014 code for a protein of 337 amino acids. NCBI's taxonomy places the organism in Eukaryota, Viridiplantae, Streptophyta, Magnoliopsida, Rosales, Rosaceae. The record is from RefSeq and is a predicted model, not a curated record. Gene Ontology annotation, molecular function: hydrolase activity, hydrolyzing O-glycosyl compounds.